Molecule: messenger RNA, 1866 nt
Organism: Aureococcus anophagefferens
Lineage: Eukaryota; Pelagophyceae; Pelagomonadales; Pelagomonadaceae
Exons: 1
Coding region: 88-1866 (592 amino acids)
Biological process (GO): electron transport chain
Cellular component (GO): mitochondrial inner membrane
Molecular function (GO): iron-sulfur cluster binding; electron-transferring-flavoprotein dehydrogenase activity
Source: RefSeq, a predicted model, not a curated record
AAUAUCGCAUCCACAUUCCGCGGCGGGCACUGCCGUCGAGCGAGGAAGACCGAGCCCCGUCCGCCGCGCGCCGCCACAGACCCAUCCAUGGCGUCCCGCGGUCUCGCGCUGCUCCGGCGCCUCCCGCGGGCGUCGCCCCGGUCCGCGCCGACCCGGUCCCUCUGCGCCGCGACGGAGGAGGUCGAGCGCGACAGCAUGGAGUACGACGUCGUCAUCGUCGGCGCGGGCCCCGCGGGCCUCGCGUCGGCCAUCCGGCUCAAGCAGCUCGAGGCAGAAGCGGGCACGGAGCUCGCGGUCUGCGUCGUCGAGAAGGCGAGCGAGGUCGGCGCGCACGUCGUUUCCGGGAACGUCUUCGAGCCGCGAGCGCUCGACGAGCUGCUGCCCGACUGGCGCGACGACGGCGAGGCGCCGCUCCACACCAAGGUCCUCAACGACACGUUCCACUACCUCACGGGCGAGAGCGGGUCCAUCCCCCUGCCCUGCCCGCCGCAGCUCCACAACGACGGCAACUACGUCGCGUCGCUGUCGCAGGUCGUGCGCUGGCUCGGCGACAAGGCCGAGGAAUUGGGCGUCGAGAUCUACCCGGGCUUCGCCGCCGCCGAGGUGCUCUACGCCGACGACGGCGCGGUCAAGGGCGUCGCGACGCGCGACACGGGCCGGAACAAGGACGGCACUCCCGGCGACGCGUUCGAGCCGGGCGUCGAGCUCGUCGCGAAGCAGACGCUCUUCGCCGAGGGCGCGCGGGGGUCCUGCGCCGAGGAGGUCAUGAAGACCUUUGAUUUGCGCAGGGACUGCGACCCGCAGCAGUUCGGGCUGGGCAUCAAGGAGGUCUGGGAGGUGCCGGAGGACCACCCGGAGUUCGCGCCCGGGCUCGUGCAGCACACGCUCGGCUGGCCGCUGGACCCCGCGACCUACGGCGGCACGUUCCUCUACCACAUGGCGCCGAAUCUCGUGCAGGUCGGCCUCGUCGUCGGGCUCGACUACGCCAAUCCCCAUCUCUCCCCUUACAAGGAGUUCCAGCGGCUGAAGCACCACCCGAAGAUCGCCCGCUACCUCGAGGGCGGCGAGCCCGUCGCCUACGCGGCGCGCGUCAUCAACGAGGGGGGGCUGCAGUCCGUGCCCAGGCUCUCGUUCCCCGGCGGGGCAUUGGUGGGCUGCUCCGCGGGGUUCCUCAACGUGCCCAAGAUCAAGGGCACGCACACGGCCAUGAAGAGCGGCAUGCUUGCCGCGGAGGCCGUCUUCGACUGCGUCCGGGCGACGGCGGAGGACGAGGAGGCCGCCUACGGCGCGGAGCCCGUGGGCUACCAGGCGGCGUUCGAGUCGUCGUGGAUCCGCGAGGAGCUCCACGCGGUGCGCAACUACAAGCCCGCCUUCGGCAAGUGGGGGCUCUACGGCGGCGUCGCCUACUCGGGCCUCUCCGCCUACGUGCUCCGCGGCAAGGAGCCGUGGACGUUCUCCCACGACCACGUCGACUCGCAGACGACGGUCAAAUCGGACGACCCCAAGGCGAAGCCCAUCGACUACCCGAAGCCCGACGGCAAGCUGAGCUUCCCGCUCCUCGACAACCUGGCGCGCGCCGUUGUCGACCACGCGGACCAGCCGAGCCACCUCCGCGUCAAGCCCGAGCUCGCGUCCGAGGUCCUCGGCAAGGCCGCGCGGUCGUUGAAGGAGCACGGCGCGCCCGAGGCCAACUUCUGCCCCGCGGGCGUCUACGAGUACGCCGACGACGCCGACGGCGACCCGGAGCUCGUCAUCAACGCCCAGAACUGCGUCCACUGCAAGUGCUGCUCCAUCAAGAUGCCCUUCGAGUACGUCCAGUGGACCGUGCCCGAGGGCGGCGGCGGGCCCAACUACCAGAUCACCUAG